Molecule: messenger RNA, 6625 nt
Organism: Indicator indicator
Lineage: Eukaryota; Metazoa; Chordata; Aves; Piciformes; Indicatoridae
Gene: KNL1
Product: kinetochore scaffold 1
Exons: 27
Coding region: 1-6612 (2203 amino acids)
Biological process (GO): protein localization to kinetochore; attachment of spindle microtubules to kinetochore; cell division
Cellular component (GO): nucleus
Source: RefSeq, a predicted model, not a curated record
AUGGGAUUCGAACCCACGCGUGCAGAGCACAAUGGAUUAGCAGUCCAUCGCCUUAACCACUCGGCCACCUCGUCGCUCUACGUUUAUUUCUUCCUCAGCCUUACGAGGCUAUUAAACAGGAACGGAGCAACCCUGCGCGGGUCGGGCGCUGCUGCUCCAGCCUCACUGCUGUUGCUGCGGGGCGCCCUGGAUAGGAGGAGUAUUGAGAUGUCAGGAAACGCGCUGACUAGAGCAGGCCGCCAUAUUGUACGGCGCGGCUCGGGGCCCGCCAUGCUGUACGGCAGCUGCUGUACAGAGCCGCGCUUCCGGCGUCACGACGGCAGUUUGGCGCCAAGCGCAGCAAAAGGACAUCCUUCAGACAUGGAGAAGAUUUGCACAGACCCUCAUGUGGAAAAUGAUAACACGGAGCACAUCAGAAGGAAGCGACUGUCCUCUAUUUUAAAGGCUCCACGAAAUCCUCUUGAUGACCUGGGAAAUGGGAAUGAAUUGAUACAGGGUGUCAGCACAGAAAAACGCAGGAGGACCUUGCGCCGAGUUAGCUUCGCUGACACCAUCAACUGCAGAAUCUUUGAGCGAGAUCUUAAGAAUAACACAGAAGGCGGCACAGAGGGUGCAGCAGAUGCAGAGAAUGAUGUCCUGCCUCAUCAAAAUGAAGAACCUGAAGCUGCUUCAUGUGAGAUCACUGGGAUGAACACUUUGCUUCAUGCCCCAAUCCAGGCACUGGUGCAGCAGACUGAGGAUCAGGAUGGGGACAGCAGCAUUCACAGAGCAAAUAGGCAGGACACCACCCUCCUCCUUUCAGAGGACAACGAGAUGGACAUGACAGCAUGUCACACAGCAGUGAUUGCCCAGGACCUGGGAAGCAGCAAGGCUGAGCAGCCCAAGAUGGACAUCACCUCACUGCUGGCUGUGGGGGACCGCAAGGAGGGAAAGGCAGAAACCCACACACAAGUUCGCUUCUUCUCUGACCUUCCCAACCUAUCCUGUCCAUCUGGUGGCCAGCAGGAAGAUGCUACUGCUGUAAAAAAAAUUAAUUUCAAGGAAUUUUUCAUGAGCUUUAAGUCAAAGAAGACACUCAGUUCUGCUGAGGGCCCUCAGUACACCUUUUUCCCCCCUCUUCAAGCCUCAGAAGAUGCGGCACAAUCCUCAAGGGAAUUUCUGUGUUCCCAUGCGCAGCUGGACAGCUGUGAUGUGACCAGGGUCUUUAGAGAGCAAGAUGAUGGGAUGGAGGUGACAAAAUGCCAGGCCUCUGCUGUUAGAGCUGCAUUCCCUGCUCUGGAUGAAGCUCCAGUGCAGCAGUUCCCCUGUGCAGACGUCACCAAGGUGUUCACAGACGAUGGGAUGGACAUGACAAGCAGCCACACUACAAAAGUGUCUUUUCCCUUCACUGUUGGGAAUCAAAAUCUGAACUUCUCAAAGGAUUCACCACCCCCAGAGGCAGGCAUUUCUAUGUUCAAGAGAGCAUCCAAUCAGCACUUAACUGUUCAGCAUGAGCAGCUCUGUGCAGACAAAAAACGAGCAAAUGUUGAAGACAGGCAAGAUCCUGCAGCACUGCAAGCUGCUAGACAAGAGGCCCAAGGAUUGACUGCCAUCCCAGGAUCCAUUUCCUCUGAGACUGUCUUUCGAGGUGGGCCUCCUUCUAGGUGUGAAGACAUGGAGAUUACUGGGGAUUACACAGGUGUGAUCUCUGCUGUCAUGAACAGCUCACGUCACCAGACCUCUGAACAGCCAGUGAACACAAACUCCUGGCUGGCAGAGAGCAGACGCCCAGCAUGUGGUGACAGAGCUGUCACAAGGAGUCUAACAGCUUCAGACAGCCCAGCUCCUGAGCUGUCUUCAGGCUCAGAUGGACGACUCGAGAGGGUGACCCAAGGUCACAGCACUGCUCCAGUGAAUGUUUGGUUUGACUCCCAUAGAAGUUCAGUGUCUGCUGGUGUUUCUCAGAGCAGGCUGCAGCCCAGACUGAGCUCUUGCCUUGUCUCUCUGCCCACUGAGAAGACAGUGAUACUCUCUGAAGAUAUGGACUUGACUAAAACCUCUGUUGUCAGGGGUGACAGAAAGGAUGCUGAAAAUGAAUCUCUUGCUGGAGUGUUCACUUCUGUCACCUGCAAACCUCAGUUUAUUGCUGAUGGAGCUACAUCUCCCAGUUUAAAUGAGCAGGAAGAAAUGGAAAUGACUAAAUGCCACAUUGUUGUCAUUGAUGAUCAGUGUAACAGGGUAACUACAGAAGGAAAAGAAAUGCAUUGUGAAAUAAUUCCAAGAAAGAACCAGAACAAAACUGUCAGUGAAUGUGCAAAUCCUUUGGAUGUAGACAAGGAGAAUGUUGAGCUGCUCGGUGUUGAUGGGAACAUCAGAAGCCAGGCUAUGGAAAUCAGUAGAAAAGGUCUUGAUGUGAUAAAGGCUGAUAAGUUUGGGAGAACAAACUUCCAGGCAAGUGGUCCAAGUUCCUCUGCAAAGAGUGUGUGUUCAUUGCAAGAGCAAAAGAGAGAAGCCCCUGAGAAUGCUGUUGCCAGCACCUUUGGGUCUGUGUCCUUGCAAAGUCAAAAAGUUAUGUCACAGCCUUUGGGAAAAAACCUUCUAGAGGCUUCAGUUUCUAAAGGCACCAUGAGUGGUUUCAAACCUCUGCCCUGUGCAGGUGAGAAAACCGCCACCUUUUCAGAUGCUGACAUGGACAUCACCAGGAGCCAUCCAGUUUCAGCUGACCACAGGAUGAUUUUGCAGCAUAGAAGUGCAGAUGAUGACUCACCCUUACCUUCUGAAGAUCAGACUUGUGUGUUUACCUACAGUGAUGACAUGGAAAUUACUGCACUCAGUACUGUUGCAGUUGAUAAGCCUAUGGAAAAGGCUGUGCUUCAGGGGAUGUUUAACCUGGCCAAAAGGACAAGGAGGAAAAGCUUGAAGAGACCAGCAGGGGAGGAAACAAUUUCGUUUUCACUGGAUAAUGAGAACAAUGACAUGGACAUCACCCAGAGCCACACUGCUCCAAUAGGCCAUGGGAUUCUCUCCCAAAACAAGGGAGGGCUUUGCUCUGUCUCUUCAGCUGGUGCUGUUAACACCAUCCUGCUCCCAGGCAGCCAGGCUGACAUGGUCAUCACCAAGCCUUGCUCUGGUGCUCCAAGCACCAGCAAUGUUGUCUGUGCUGACAAACCCAGUCUGGCUCAGAAGGCUGGCCAGCAGGCACGUCCCAGCAGUGAAGCUACUGUCUUAGCUGUGGACAACAUGGAAAUCACCAAAACCCCUAACCUAGCUGUGGAAGAAAAUGUCCUGCCAGGUGGACAACCUUUGACUUCCUCCACCAUCAUGUUUCAGAGUUUCCAGGCUGACAUGGAGAUGACCCAGUCUCACUCUCUUGGGGAAAGUACCAAGAGAGCCUUUUGUGAGGACAGAUCCCAGCUGGCCGAGCAGGAGGCUGUUCCAGGUAGCAAGACCAUCAUUUUUUCUUCAGCUGAGGACAUGGAGAUCACUAGAACUCAUACAAGUGUCCCAAGGGGUAGUGUUGGUGUCCAGGUCAGAGAAUCCAUUCUAGCCACUUCUGCGGUUCCUGCUGAUAAAACCCUUGUGUUUGCCCACAACCAGGAUGACAUGGAAAUAACCACCUCCCACACUACUGCUGUUAACAACAUUCCUGCAUCUGAGAACCACCCAGUGUCACAUCAAAGCACCCAGCAGCCAGACUUGCAUCAUGAGGUAUUGUCGUCUUGCACAGGUAAAAGAGAUUCCUCAUAUAAAGACCCAGAUGGGGAAUAUCACCCAAGCUCCAAGGACAAGCCCAACGUUCCUUCUGCUUCAUCAGCCUCAGCAUUUCCUAGUGAGAAAGGAGCUGUCCAGUUUCCCAGUGGCACAACACGAGAUUCUGGUUGUUCUGCCUCACUUGCAGAAGAGACUAUGGUUGUGCAGGCACCCCAGGAUCCUCACCCUCCUGUGGAUAAUCCUGUCCCUGUAAGCUCACAGCAGGAUCUCCUAUCCCCAGAAAGCCUGAAAUCAAAGGGAUUGUCUUUCAGACUUCCAGGUAAUAAGCCUGUGGAUCACAGUGAAGAAAGUGAUGAUUUGGUAUCUCACAUUGCACCUCCCAUUCAGCAACCAGAGUCUCUGAUGGCUUCUCCAGAUGCAUGUAGCACUCAGGGAGACCAAGUGCUGAAAGGUUAUUCAUCUCAACAUGAGAAUUUAGCUACAGAUUUAGGCAUGGCUGGAGUUCCAGCUUCUAACAAGGAAUCACAGGAAAAUGAGGGUCUGUCAGCUGAAGGGGAGGCACCUCCAAAAGAUAUUUGCAUCGACUCAGAGCAAAGUAAGCAAUUUCUGGUCAGUGACAGCUCUAGAGAUCCAACAGAUCCUACCCUUGCACCUGAAUUAUCAGGCAUCUUAAAUGUUUGUUCAAAACUGGAAAACAUUAGAAGGAAAUCUACAGUUCUCUCAAUUUCUGAAACUGCUCUUGCUGACCAGUUGCCUAAACUAUCAGUCCAGCCAGAGGAUACCUUGAGGAUAGGAAAAAAUCUGGUGAAGGAACCAAAUCAUUUGUAUUGCAUCAAAGAGCAGGAGAACAGGUGUCAUGAGUCUGGAGCUGCUUCUAGGGAUGCAAAUGUAGGCAUGGCACUCAAGGAUCAGUAUCAGGAAGUAAAGGUCUCUCUUGGCAUCUUCCAGCCUAAAUUACCCAACAGAAGAACUUCUGUCUCUAGUGUGCAGGACAUAAAUGCAAAGUCUUCUGCAGACAAAGGAGAAGCACCAGCUUCAGACACAUGUGUGCACAGUGGUGAAACCCCAGGUCCCAGCAAGCCUGGCAGGCAGAACUUCAGCCCUUCCCGGUUCAUAGCAGAAGCAUUUCUUCCUGUCUACCUGGAAGAGAUGGAUCCAUCUGAGUCUGUAAGCUGUGAACUCAUGGAAAGUGCCUGCAGUGAGAGAAGCAAAAAACAAGUCCCCCACAGUGAAAAGAAUCCACUUGAAAAGACAAAAGCUUGCAAUAAAACAAAAAGAGCUUCGGAACAGGAUGAGGAAGACCUUCAAAGCCCAAAGAAGGUCAAGAGUGAUGAAAAACUGCAUGCUGAGGUCUCCCCAGACUUGCAGGUUGCUUUUGGUGCUGUGUCUCAAAGCCAAGCAGAAGUUCAUGAAGGUGAAGAUCCUCCAACCCUAUCAGCUCAAAGCCUUGACUGUACUCAUGCCAGCACCAGCAGCUCGCUGGAUUCUGUCAAGGCUGAUACAGAAUUAACAGUUCAGCGAAGCAGCCAGGUGGAGUCUCAGCUUCUCAUCUGUGAAGAUAACUUGAGAGAGAAAUUCCAGAGUGGUCUCAUCACAGUUGGGGAGUUUCUGACACUUCUUCAGGUCUAUAUUCCAAUUCAGAAGCCCCGGCACAGCCACGUUCCAUCCAGUAGUGCAGUCAGUGCACCACCCACACCAGAAGACCUCCUUUACUGCCAGUAUGUUCUUCGCCCCAGGGUGCGUGUUUACGAGGAGGAUUGCCAAGCCCUUGCUCGCAAGAUAGAGGAAUUAAAACUGCAUGUAAGUGUUCAGGAUCAGCUCCUGGUGAACUUCAACAGGACUCUGUGGGAAGUCAUGAGAACCUGCUCUGAUGAAGAGCUGAAGAAGUUUGGUGCAGAACUGAACCAAAUGAAGUCCUGUUUCACCAAGGAGAGUAAAAUCCUGGCUCACAAAGAGAAAGCAGAACUGUACAGCAAGCUGCUGCAGAGUGUGCAGGAACAACAGGGAAAGCUACAGUCCAGAGCAGAGAAGCUGGAUGAAUUGCUCAAGGAGGCAAAGAGCUGCCUUGGUGUGCCAGGAGCAAAUUCUGCCUGGGAAGAAUGGGAAGCAGAGUGCAGUGAUGAAAUGCCUGGCGUGAGGUGCCUGGAGAAAGAACUAGAAAGCAUCAAAUCCCAAGAGGAGGAACUUCAAAGAGAACUCUCAGAUGUGGAGGCUGAGAACGAGCAAAUGCUUGUGAGGAUGAACCAGCUGAAAGAGGAAGAAAAGUAUUACCAGGAACUCCUGGAGAAUUCUGAAUCCACUGAGUGGGACCUGAUUGAAUGGAAUGAACAACGGGGAGUCUUCAGCUUUCUUUAUGACUCUAUUGAACUCACAGUGGUAUUUGAACCCCCAGGAGAUGGAGAUGAAUUUGGUGAAGAUCCUUCCCGGAAGAUCAUUAGCCUGGGCUGUGAAUCUCUCUUGAAUGAAGAAGCAGCUCCUGCCUCCUCACGUUUAGUCCACAGGCUCAUCAUCCAGUUUAUUGCAAGUCAGGGAUGCUGGCAAGAAAAGUGUCCCACACUGUACCACCUGCCCCAGGUUCUUCGUGACAUCUCUUUGGUGGUGAGCAACUGCAGGAUCUUGGGAGAUGAGGUUGAGUUUCUGGAGAGAUGGGGUGGAAAAUUUAAACUUCUGAAGACAGAUAUCAGUGACACAAACCUGAAGCUGGUGUUCUCCUCAGCUGCAGCUUUUGCUAAGUUCCAACUGACCCUGUCCCUGUCUGCCAGCUACCCUAAUGCUCCUCUGCCUUUCACAGUCCAAAAACUCAUUGGCAAUGUUGGGGAGGAGGAGGUUUCUGCUGUCCUCUCUAAUGUACCAAUUGGUCUCAACUACCUGCGGAGAAUAGUCAGCUCUGUUCACCAGGACUUGCUCUGGCGCCCCAGAUGAGGCAGCAGACCCC